Messenger RNA from Trametes versicolor FP-101664 SS1, 1008 nucleotides. RefSeq lists its product as uncharacterized. The transcript is spliced from 2 exons. Bases 1 to 1008 code for a protein of 335 amino acids. The record is from RefSeq and is a predicted model, not a curated record. NCBI's taxonomy places the organism in Eukaryota, Fungi, Basidiomycota, Agaricomycetes, Polyporales, Polyporaceae.
AUGUCUUCCCUAGUCAUUGUACCUCUCCCUACACCCGUUCCCGCGCAAGUCCCAGCCAAACCUCCCAGCCAGACAAAUCCGCGGGAGGCGGUGGCUCCUAGUGCAUUCGAUGCUCCUGCUGCGGGAGGUUUCCCGUCCAAAUCUGCUCCGAACAUUACCUCAGAUCGUCAAAUUCACAUUCUUGGGAAAGGUGCAGGGUCCGCAGGAGGUCGCCAGAAACGCCCUGCGAAGAAUGCCCUCGUCAUCACUCCUUUGGUUCCCUCCCAAAGACCGGUGGACGAGGUGCGUCCCUCCUCCCCUGCUCGCGUCCACGUCACCAGUGGACUCCCCGCGCGGCCCCUUCCACCCCCAAGCAGAGAUGCCCAUAGUUCCGCCGCGCCCAAAAGACCAAUGACGUCCCCUGUGCCCCCCGUAAUCCCAACUCCUCCAGCGCCCUCGGUGAGCGCCCAGGACCUCCGAGACCUCAUCUCCAACAUGCGGGCCAGCGGCCAGCUCCAACCUCCCCCGACCGUGGACUAUAUCCUGAGCAGGCCCCAAAGCGCACGCAAGACCGCCGCCCGCACGUUUUCUCCACGACAUGACCUCCCCGAGAUGCGCUCGCAAUCCAAAGACCUUGAAGAAGUAGAGUGGAAGCUGGGCGACGACCAUAUGGACGUCGAUUCUCCGCCGCCGGAGCCCGUCCCCGUCGCCUCUCCCGAGCCAGACCCGCAUAACAUCGACGAUCUCUACGGCGACAUCGCUCCCCGUUUCCGCAGCGCUCGUCCUACUUCCGCGAGGCCCAAGUCGGUCCCUCCUACACCGCAGAACCGGCUUCUGUUCGCGUUGCAGAAGAAACGGCUAUCGGGCAAUGAUGCUUCGACCACUACCUUACGAACUGGGGACACGAAAGAUGAGGACUCCAUGAGACCACGGAAGGUACCUGCUCGCCAGUUGAAGGGGAAGGCACUGCGCAGAAAGCAGGCGGCUGGUCUCAUAUUCAAUGUCGGCGAUUCUGACUGGCUUGAGUGA